Messenger RNA from Symsagittifera roscoffensis, 1782 nucleotides. RefSeq names its product solute carrier family 22 member 15-like. The coding region runs from base 1 to 1686 and encodes 561 amino acids. Gene Ontology annotation, biological process: transmembrane transport. Lineage: Eukaryota; Metazoa; Xenacoelomorpha; Acoela; Convolutidae. The transcript has a single exon. Gene Ontology annotation, cellular component: membrane. The record is from RefSeq and is a predicted model, not a curated record. Gene Ontology annotation, molecular function: transmembrane transporter activity.
AUGGAAGCGGAAUCACCUCUGGAACAAUCUCUCCAGACAGUCGGAAUGUUUGGACGAGCUCAGUUCAUCAUCAUCCUAGUCGGCGUCAUAGUCCAAAUCUACAUCGGUUGGCCUUCAAUCGUUUCCGUAUUCGUCGCAAUUGAUGUCGACUUUCAAUGCGUGAACGACACUUUAGAUGAUGCGAACAUAACUAAAUUCGACAAUGAAUGUGUCAAUGGCUGUGAGUAUUAUGUUUACAGAUCAACGCCUUCAUCUAUGGUGUCUGAUUUUGACCUCGCUUGUGGAAAUGGUCCGACGUUGGUAUCCACAGCCAAUUCCGCCUUCUGGGCCGGAUUCAUGCUUAGUUGUUUAUUCAUGGGAACCCUGGCUGACAUGUUUGGAAGAAGAACAGUAUCUUUAUUCACUUGCUUCAUUUACUGCAUUGCAUCUUCACUUUUGCCUUUUAUCCAAAACAUCUACGAGUUUAUAGCCAUGCGAUUCGUUUGUGGCAUGUUUCAUUAUCCUCUGACGUGUGUCGUCUUUAUUCUUGUCGCCGAGUGGGUCGAUAAAGAGAAAUUCGGAAAAAUCGGAAUGUCAACGGCAGUGGUUUUUGGUCUGGGUGAAGCUCUGGCCGCUCUUAUGGGCUAUCUCUUACGAGACUCAUGGCGGAUUCAGCUAGGUGCAAUGACCUGUUUUUUAGUCUUAGUUCUUAUUUUAAUCUUCUUUUUUCUUCCUGAAAGCGCUAAAUGGCUUUACCAAACCGGACACAUUCAUGAAUGCGAGAAAGUUAUGAGAAAAGUUUCCAGGAUUAACGGCACGAAUUUCCACGGAAUGAUCCACAGUGAAACGAACAGUGACCAUCGUCCAAUAACAAACGGUAGUCAACACGACUCUUCAGCCGAUGAAAUGAGUAACAUAUUUGUUUCCAGAUCCGAACCAUCGUCACCCGUUAGCUACCACUACGACGCCUCGGAAAAGCUCAUUCCGACUUUGGAUCCUCAGGUCAUCAAGGCGUCAACAACUAUCGAAGAAAAAGAAAAGCCUAACGUCAAAGCUUUAUUCGGAACUCGGUCCAGCUGCUUUCUUAUGCUCACGAACUUGUUCACAUUUUUCUCCUCCUGUAUGGUUUAUUUCGGACUCGCGUUUGGGGUUUCUUCAAUCAGCGGGAACAUUUACUUCAACAGUGCCUUACUAGCUCUUGUAGAGCUGCCUGCUUGGUUCGUCGUUCUAUCUAUGGACUACGUUGGACGCAAACCGACUCUUCUGUUUUGCCUUUUAGUAUGCUCAAUCGCUUGCACUUGUAUCCCCAUAACAAACCAAUACGUGCCUAGUUUGUCCAUAGUUAUAGCUAUGGUCGGAAAACUUUUAGCUACGGGAGCUUUUGAUUUACUUUUCGUCUACAUUCCCGAGCAAUCUCCUACUGUGCUCCGAACGACAGGACUUUCCAUUUGUUCCGGUGCUGCUCGAAUCGGAACCAUAAUCGGACCUUAUGUCAUUCAGGCAGGAUCUAUAUCAGACUACAUUCCUUACGGUUUCUUCGCACUGUGCGGUUACAUAUCUUUCGUGCUAUGUGUAUUUUUCCAAGUCGAGACGCUGAACCGAGGAAUGCCUCAGACUAUUGAGCAGUAUUACUUAUUGGUGCAGAAUAAAAGAAGACUGAGGAUAGAAGAGCCCACUUCAGAUGAUGAUUGUGAUCGUGAUAUUUAAACUUUCGCUCUUAAACUAUCAGUCAAUUUAUGAUGUAUAGAUGAAAUAAUGAACAUUGCCAAAUUUCAGUUGAGUUAUUAGUUCAAUUGAAACAAU